Hyposmocoma kahamanoa is the source of this 5031-nucleotide messenger RNA. Its product is annotated as titin. The coding region runs from base 16 to 5001 and encodes 1661 amino acids. Gene Ontology annotation, cellular component: extrinsic component of mitochondrial inner membrane. The transcript is spliced from 7 exons. The record is from RefSeq and is a predicted model, not a curated record. Lineage: Eukaryota; Metazoa; Arthropoda; Insecta; Lepidoptera; Cosmopterigidae.
GUGUAACUGUGGACAAUGAAUACGAAAAAGAGAAAUAAAAACAAAUCAAGUAAACCUCCAACUCCAAAUCCUUCUCAAAAAGAUGAUGUUCCUGUGGAUACUGAAACAAUAGAGAAAAAUGUGGAAGAAAAAACUGAAAUUAUUAUCAAAAGUGAAGAACGCGUCCCAGAAAUUAUAAGUGAAAUUAUACCUCCUAUUGAAGCUAAAGUGUCUGAAGAUGAUACUCCAAAAAAGCCCAAAAGAAACAGAGGUAAGAAGAAAAAAGGAGACAAAGUUCAUGAAAGUGAUGAAAUAUCAAGAGAAAGAAGCGCCGAACCUUCGACAGAAUCCCAUAAAAGCAAAAUUAAUGUAGACAAAUCUACCGAUGAAACUACAGCUAAUGCUCCUGAAAUACCAGUCACUCCAGUAGCUAGAAAAAAGAAAAACAAGAAUAAGAAACAGCUAGAACAACAGCUUGAAAAUAAAGAUGAACAUAAGCUAAACAUUGUGCCGAUUAGUAAAGAAGAGUUCAUGCCUGAUUUGAAAAUAGUAAACCUUGUACCUGUUGCUACCGAUGGCUCUGAGGACGGUAAAUCAAAGAAGAAGAGCAAAAAGAAGAAGCGGCUCGAUUCUGAAAAAUCUGAUAAGGCAGAGGAAGUACUCAGUUGUACUGCUGCUUUCCAAAAACUACUUGAGCCUAAAGACGAUGGAAAAGACAUCAAGAAAGAUGAACAAGUUGACAUAAAAUUGUCAGUAUCCCAAGACACCCCAAAAGAACAAGAACAAACUGUUGUAAAUAUUGAAAUCAAGGAGGGAUCGUGUACAUUACACAUGUUAGACGAACCAAAUCAACCCGUCAAAGAAGAGGGUAAGAGCAAGAAGAAAAAUAAAAAAGAUAAGAAGUUUCCACCAAAAUCUGAAACUGAAGUUACAGCAUGUCCUAAGUUUGAAUCUUGUGUAGAGAAUCUUGAGAUUUUCAAACCAGUUGAUAACCCAGAAGAUAAGUCGGAAAUCGGUGCUCUAAAAGGAGAUAUAUUAAUUGACGAAGGGAAAUCUCCAACGCUUGAAAUGAAACAGGUGAUCCCCAAAACUACUGAAGAAAAGUCCCUAAAGACACCCGAUACUGACAUACAAGUGCAACAAAUAGAAACUGCUAAAAUUACGGAGACUAAAACUAUUGAAAAAAGUCCAUCUGCAAUACAACCGCCUCCAAUACAAAUGGAAAAGGAUCCUAAACCAAAAGCAAAGAUUGCAAAACCUGUUGGCAAAAAACUAAAAGAGAUGAGUGACAAUCAAUAUAUAGAAGAUGUAAGUCACAAUAUUGAAGUAAUACCAAAAAAAGAUGAAGAAAUAGCGACGAAAACAAUGGGAACACCAACCACUGAGUUAAAUAUCGAAGUUACUGAAUCUCAAAAAAAUACAGAGCAAUUACCAGAAAUCUCAAAAGAAGAAGUUAAAAUAGAAACUGAGAUGAAAUGUGAGGCACAAGAAUCAAAAACUGAUAAACAGCCAACUGAACAAAUGCAAGUCCCUCAAGAAAAGAGAAAGAAACGCAAAAAAUCUCCAAAGCCCUCAAAAGUAACGCAUACUUCACUUGACGUAAAAAGUGAAUUUGAUGAUAUUAUUCCUAAGGAGGACAUGGUGGAAAAAAGUGAAGAAAAAGUUAUUAAAACUGAAGAGACUGUUUUAGAAACUAAACUUGAAAUUAGUGAAGCACCAGUUACGAUUGAGCCUGUAGAAAUGGUAUUAACUCAGACUUCACCUCAAGCACAGUCAGCACUAAUGACGAGUAAAGAUAAUAUGAAACCAGUUGAAGAACAAAAACACGUUGAAAAUGUGUUUGAAAAUAUCAUAGCACCAGCUUUGCCGCCUCGAAGUAAUAACGAAGAAAAAGACAAACUAUUUGAAAUUUCUGAGCAGAAACAGGAACCAAUUAAGGGGGAAGUAAUACCUCCUAGUUUUGUUAAAGAGCUACCCAGCCAAAGCAAACCAGUAGAGUGUCUGGACGUUUCUGAAAUGCCAAUGCAAACUAAAGAUACACAAAUGCUAAGUGAUGUAUCAAAAUUUGAACAAAUGCCUUUGCCACAAAGCGGAAGUGGUAAAAAGCGAAAAAAGUCACCUAAACCAAAAAAAAAUGAUUUUACUCCAGAACAGUCGGAAUUAAAGGAACAGAAAACUACUGUAACGGUAAAAGAUUCCACAGAUAAUAUUCAAGAGAGCAAAGAAUCUUUAGACCUCCCACUUCUUGAAGAUAUAGAAAACAGAGGUGGAAAUGUAGAAGAAUCCGGUUUGAUCUGUGACAUUGUGCCCGAAGUCCAUCAUCCUAGAGCAACAAGUCUUGAUAAUAACAACAAUAUGGUUAUAAGAGAAGUCACUUUGAGUGAUGUAGAUAAAUUAAACAUUCCUAUUGUAACACCUGAUACGCCAUUCAUUCAGGGUUCCGGUGAAAGUCCUAUACCUGAAAUUUCGUCUACUGACAUUACAAUAACAGAGGUCGACACAAAGUCAAAUCCUGAAGUAAAGACUGAUUUGAAAUCAAAAGUUGUUGAAGUUAAUAAGGAUAUGGAAGAAUUAAGACAAUCCAUUGAAAGAUCGUUGGCAGAGUUAACUGCAAUGGAGAAAAGUGAAGAGCAAACUGAAAUGAAAUUUGAACAAGCUCAGGCUAAAAUUGAAGCUAUAAGAAGCUUAGCGUUAAAACAAGAAACUUCAGUAAGCAAAGAAGAAACUGCAACUAAGGAAAGUGAUUCUAAUAUAAUACCUAAGUCAGGAACAGAAGUAACAGAAGUGAUAGAACAGCAAGCUCUAGCCUCUACAUUUGAGGAGCAGAAGUGUAUAAAAAAAUUGGAUCAAUUUAAAACAGAGCAAAUUCAAACUGAUGUAAAUACAAGUACAACUAAAACAGAAUCAUUACCAGUUCCAAUUAAAGAAAAAACUAUAGAAAUCAAAGAACAUAUACCGAUUGAAAACGUUCCUUUACAUAUCUCUACUCCCCCUCCGCCACCUAGAAAAGAUAAUAAAGGGAAAAAUAAAAGAAAGAAGGGAAAACAAGAAGCAGAACAUGUAACUAGUACUCAAAGUGCUACCGAAACUAUAACAAGUACUGCAAGUAGUGAAACUAAAGAAUCAAAAACAGAAGAUUCGAAAAACAAAGAAAAAGCUGAGCAAAAAUCUGAUUCUAAGGAAGAGAAAGGUAAACAACAGUCAGCUUCUUUCGAAGAUAAUACAACACAAGCACAAGAUUUAAAACUACCUGGUUUGAUGUCUGGAGAAUUUGAACCUAUAGAAAACUUUGAAGACGCUUUAACGUCUAACGAUAUAACAGAAGAUGUGAAUAAAACUUUUGAAAUGAUUGCCAGUGAAGUUGACUCUAGUGUUGUACAAAACAAUCCAGACAUAAAUAUAGAAGCACCUACAGAAGACGAAGAAAAAAAAGAUGAAAAUGAAAAAGUAAACCCAGUUUCGCAGCCAAAAAACUUGCUAGGCCACCCCGACAUUCCUGCACGAUUGAAUAGAACUGAUUACAAAAAAGAAAAGAAUAAAACACCAAAUACGAAACAAGCUAAAGUAAAAAUAAAGGAUUCCGUUCCUAUAGAAGUAAACAAACAAUCUAAGGAGUCACAGACGGAAAACAAAAGGCGAUUUUUAAAAGACAAAACAAUAAUUGAAACGGUUUCGUCGGUAAUAAGCGAUAACGAAGAAUAUAUUUAUAAAUAUAGUUUUAGAAGAGUUUUCCUGCCAAGUGCCUGCCAUACAUGCAAAAAGGACUUAAGAUUUGGGAGAUCUCCAUGCAAUUUUUGCAACCUUAUUUUUUAUUGUGGACCAAAACAUAGGGAUGAAGAUUACCCACAGCAUCAAGCCUUGUGUUUCGCUGUAUCAACCAUUGCACAUUUGAAGGAACAAAAACACCUAUACGGCGACGCUCAAGGCAUAACAGGCCAGAACUACCGGCUCCUCCGAAUGCAGAUGAUAGUCUCAUGUGAAAAGGUGCUCAAAAGACGUCUGGUGCCGUGGGAGCAGGAGGCCUUGCUGUAUCCCAGAAUAUGCGCUGAUGUAGAUUGCAGGGAAUGGAGACAAGGGAAGUUGGAGGAUUGUGAAGGGUGUGAACAGAUAGCCUAUUGCGCAGACAACCCAAACCAUCUCCCAAAGACACACCAGCGUUGGUGCAAAUCCUAUUCACUUUACCAGAAGCUGGUGACGUACCAGCAGACCAGUGGCCGGUUGGAGCCGAAGCUGCCUGGCAAGGUCAUGACCGAGGCCUAUCAGAUCCCAGAAAAAAUGAAUGAGAUACUAGCUACUAUGUAUGAGGAAAGGAUUGAUAUGAACGAUAUCCAAUAUGCCGCACUGACUCAAAUUGCCACAGCGCCCUUGACAGCAGCUUAUUGCUAUCAACUUUAUGCCACCAAGAUUGGCAGUGCCACUGAUAUGGCCAAGAAAUCCACUUUCACAAUCCACGUAGUCGGCGCAGAGCUGCAAUUCGAAGCUGAUGCUCUUCACAAGUGGGAAGUCUUCUUCCUUCAUCUAAAACGCGACGUCAAGGACCUUCGCUUGGUGCUAAUUGGGUCGGAGCUGAACCCUUCGAAUCUACCGCUGGAUUUACUAGCUAAGAUUAAGUUGUGUGAGAGCUGUCGGCAAGACAAUCGUCGCAUCAUAUUCGACUUCCAAGACAAGAAAACUUACCACGAAUACUGGUCUACUGACUUCACUACCCCUGAUUUGGUUUGUGCCUUCAAUCCGAGUAUUCAACGGUCAUCAGUUUACAACGGAAAGGACACGUGGCCGUCGACAAUAAAAUGCAUCACGAAGCAAAAAGUUCCUUUUGUUGUUACUUCUUACACGUUGGAAGAACUCAGGAGGGAUUUGGCGAAAAUUGAACAAUGUUCAGAAGUGGAAAUAAACAUGAUAUCCGAACCUACGUAUAAUCCCUUUUCAAGUGUUAGACCGGACAGAAAUUUCAUUUCGGAUGACGAGAUGCCGUUGUUGUUUAAGAAUUUCUGUUAUUCGGUUGUGUGUGGUAGUGUUUGAUUUUGUUUGUUUGAAUAUAUUGUUGUUGAA